This is a messenger RNA of Beauveria bassiana ARSEF 2860, 1710 nucleotides long. RefSeq names its product stromal membrane-associated protein. The transcript has 2 exons. The record is from RefSeq and is a predicted model, not a curated record. Gene Ontology annotation, biological process: intra-Golgi vesicle-mediated transport; endoplasmic reticulum to Golgi vesicle-mediated transport; endocytosis. Gene Ontology annotation, cellular component: Golgi apparatus. Bases 1 to 1710 code for a protein of 569 amino acids. NCBI's taxonomy places the organism in Eukaryota, Fungi, Ascomycota, Sordariomycetes, Hypocreales, Cordycipitaceae. Gene Ontology annotation, molecular function: GTPase activator activity; metal ion binding.
AUGUCGAGACGUGCGCCCAACCCCGCCGCCGAGCGGGCGGCGCAGAACCAAGCGACGAUCAAGAACCUGCUGAAGCUCGAGGCUAACAAGAUCUGCUCCGACUGCAAGAAGAACAAGCACCCACGAUGGGCGAGCUGGAAUCUCGGCGUCUUUAUCUGCAUCCGCUGCUCCGGCAUCCACCGGGGCAUGGGCACGCACAUUUCCCGCGUCAAGUCGGUCGACCUCGAUUCGUGGACAGACGAGCAGCUGCAGAGCGUGCUCCGCUGGGGCAACGCGCGCGCCAACAAGUACUGGGAGGCCAAGCUGGCGGCAGGCCACGCGCCGUCCGAGGCCAAGAUUGAGAAUUUCAUCCGCACAAAGUACGAGCUCAAGCGCUGGGUCAUGGACGGGCCGAUGCCCGACCCGGCCUCGCUAGACGCUGACGGCGACGACGAUGUUCCGCUCAGCAUCGUCAAGGAGAAGCAGGUGAUGGAAAAGAAGGAGACGGCGCGCAAGGCGUCGGUCGGCGACUUGAUUGGGGGCGCGGGUGCCGCUCCUGCGCCUCGCGCGGCGGUGGCUGCCAAGGCCGCUCCGGCUCCGCCCAAGACGACAACGACGACGACGAGGGACUCUCUGCUAGGGCUCGAUUUCCUCGGGGAGAGCUCGGCGCCACCGCGUCCGUCGAGCACGCCGGCGACGCAGACGCAGUCGCGGCCGGAUCUGAAGCAGUCUAUUCUCUCGCUAUACGCUACGGCGCCUAAACCGCAGCCGCAGCCGCAACAGCAGCCGCAACAGCAGCAGAGCAGCCAGCAGGGAGGUUGGGGCUCGCCGCAAAUGGGCCAGCAGCAGCCGUCGCAGGGCGGCUUCUCGGACGCCUUUGGUGGCCUGAGCCUCUCCAGCCCGACGAGCCCGAAGCCGCCGGCUGCCGACCCCUUUGCCGGCCUGGGUAGCGGCAUGGGUAACCGCCCUUCGCAGCACGCCUCCAACAAUAGCAGCAGCAAUUUUGGCGGUCUGAGUGGCGGCAGCUUCUUCGACAGCAAGCCCGCGCCGCAGCCCGCCACUAACCACGGCUUCGGCAACACCAACAACAAUAACCAAUUCGCAGCUUCCUUCAGCGGCGGCUUCGGUGAUUUUGCCAGCCCCGUGGCUACCGCUCCCGCCCCUUCGAAGCCCGCAGCAGCCUCGUCCUCGUCCAUGGGCGACCUAUUUGACCUAUCGGCCCCCGUGUCGCAGUCAUCGCCGCCUCCCGUCUCUCCUCCUGCUCACCAGCCCCCGCCCACAAACUCCGUCUUCAACCUCUCGACCCCGCAGAACAAGCCUGCUUCUACCUCUGCCACAGUUCCCAACCAAAACACUGGUGGUUUUAGUUCCGCGGGGCUCUCUGGCCUCGAUGCCUGGGGCGGCAACGAGUGGGCUACACCCGCGGCGUCGAGCCCACCAGCCGCCGCCGCCGCCGCCGCCGCCGCUCCUCAACCCGCCGUCAGCAAGCCCGCCGUCAGCAACGACAUGGGCUGGGGCAGCUCGGGCAGCGCCUUUGCCAACACGCCGAUUGUGCCCGGUGCCGGCGGCGGCUUCAGCGUCGCGCCCAAGGUGGCGGCCGACGAGGAGUUUGGCGGGUGGGCGAGCAGCACCGGCCAGGGCGGCCAGACGACUACGACUACUUCGGCCGCGCCCAAGCCUGGCGGUGGCUUUGGCGGCGACGACGAUCUCUUUUCCAACGUUUGGCAGUAG